UUAACCCCCUCCUCUGCUCAGACGGUGUGAAGAGGAGAAGGACAACGACAGGUCGAGCGGGGGCUUCGUUGCAUCAGCCGCUGUCAUCCGCACACAGAAUGGCGGCCGCCGCCGCAGGGUUUCGUGCCUCUUACCACCGGUUCCUGGACCGAAUCGAGGUCAUGUUGCCGCCCCGGCUGCGUCCCUUGUACAACCACCCGGCAGGUCCUAAAACAGUGUUUUUCUGGGCCCCUAUUAUGAAAUGGGGCUUGGUAUGUGCUGGAAUGGCUGAUAUGACCAGACCAGCAGAUAAACUCAGCACAUCACAAUCUGCUGUGCUAACGGCCACAGGUCUUAUCUGGUCGAGAUAUUCUCUAGUUAUUAUUCCUAAAAACUGGGGUCUCUUUACAGUUAACUUCUUUGUUGGCUGUGCUGGAGGCUCUCAGCUAUACCGUAUAUGGAGAUAUAACCAAGACCUAAAAGCCAAAGAACUGGAGAAGUAGAAAUUCAAGCUCAGCUCCUCAGAUCUCAUCUGCAAAGCAACUUCCCAAGGGACCUAGAUUUAAUCUUGUUCAUUUUGCCCUGUGUGAAUUUUUACUAAAGUUGGUAGAGCAUGUUUUUUUCUAUAAGUUUAGAAAGCAGUUUCUUUACAUGGAAAUAAAACCUUCUACUAAACAAUAAAACCUGAAGCUACGUAA
Lacerta agilis (Sand lizard) is the source of this 677-nucleotide messenger RNA. It is a transcript of the gene MPC2, whose product is annotated as mitochondrial pyruvate carrier 2. Bases 99 to 482 code for a protein of 127 amino acids. Gene Ontology annotation, molecular function: pyruvate transmembrane transporter activity. Gene Ontology annotation, cellular component: mitochondrial inner membrane. The record is from RefSeq and is a predicted model, not a curated record. The transcript is spliced from 5 exons. NCBI's taxonomy places the organism in Eukaryota, Metazoa, Chordata, Lepidosauria, Squamata, Lacertidae. Gene Ontology annotation, biological process: pyruvate import into mitochondria.